GGAAGUUUUCACACAACAGAAGCUUUAAAGUAUGGCACAAAAAUGGUAGGAGGUGUAAAUCCAAGAAAAAAAGGAACAUUAUGGAAAAGCAAUGAUAAUAAGUAUACAUUGCCAGUUUUUGGAUCAAUUUUAGAAGCUAAAGAACAAACUAAUUGUUAUGCAUCAGUUAUAUAUGUUCCUCCUGAACAUGCUAAGAAUGCAAUUAUUGAAUCAAUAGAAUCUGAAAUUCCUUUAAUUGUGUGUAUAACUGAGGGAAUAUGUCAACAUGAUAUGAUUGAAGUAAAAAAUUGCCUUAAUAUGUCAAAAAAAAGUACUUUAAUUGGUCCUAAUUGUCCUGGUAUUAUAAAACCAGGGGAAUGCAAAAUUGGAAUUAUGCCAUCACAUAUUCAUAAAAAAGGAUGUGUUGGAAUUGUAAGCAGGAGUGGAACAUUAACAUAUGAAGGAGUAAAUCAAACAACAAAAGUUGGAUUAGGUCAAUCUACUUGUAUAGGAAUAGGAGGAGAUCCAUUUCAUGGCACAAAUUUCAUUGAUUGUCUUAAAUUGUUUCUAGAAGAUGAUGAAACAAAAUGCAUUUUAUUAAUUGGAGAAAUUGGUGGGAAUGCAGAAGAACAAGUAGCUGAGUGGUUAAUACAAAAUAAUGUAGAUGAUGGGAAAAGAAAGAAAAAACCAGUUUUUGCAUUUAUAGCUGGAAAAUGUGCUCCUCCUGGAAAAAGAAUGGGUCAUGCAGGUGCAUUAAUUAGUGGUGGUAAAGGAACAGCGGAUGAAAAAAUUGAAGCUCUCAGAAGUGCAGGUGUUCAUACUAUUACUAAUCCUACACAAAUGGGAAGUGCAAUUUAUUCCAUAAUGAAAGAUUUAUAA
Plasmodium gallinaceum is the source of this 858-nucleotide messenger RNA. RefSeq names its product succinyl-CoA synthetase alpha subunit, putative. Gene Ontology annotation, molecular function: succinate-CoA ligase (GDP-forming) activity; succinate-CoA ligase (ADP-forming) activity. The annotation marks the transcript as partial. The transcript has a single exon. The record is from RefSeq and is a predicted model, not a curated record. NCBI's taxonomy places the organism in Eukaryota, Apicomplexa, Aconoidasida, Haemosporida, Plasmodiidae. Gene Ontology annotation, biological process: tricarboxylic acid cycle. Gene Ontology annotation, cellular component: succinate-CoA ligase complex (ADP-forming); mitochondrion.